AAAAUUAGCUCAUUCUGAUGUCUGACUUCAAACUGCCUGACUAGGCAACAGAGGGAACAUAUCAUCAGAAUUCCCCCUUUGGCAAUACCUGCUGAUUGGGUCCUAAAAAAAACAGCAAGCAGCUUUUAACUUUUAAUAUUUGGCUCCCGAGUUCUGCCACGAGUAGUCGCGAAAGAUAGAUUCUCCCUCAGUGUUUUUGGAGGAUAGAAAUAAAAAUCCAUCAGUGCAGAUUUUUUUUUUUAAACAGUUAAAAUCAGAGUGCGCGUGUGUGCGCGCAUGUAGGUUUCCUGCUGAAGAAGUUUUAGCGAAACUUUAAGGAUGAUAUACCUUGGAUGUUUCCUGUUGCUCUGUGGGCUUACGCAUGUCAUGGCAAGUUAUCCCAUCUGGUGGUCACUAGCAGUGGGCCAGCAGUACUCAUCACUGGGCACUCAACCCAUCCUCUGUGGCAGCAUCCCAGGUCUGGUGCCCAAGCAGCUGCGCUUCUGCCGGAACUACGUGGAAAUCAUGCCCAGUGUGGCCGAGGGGGUGAAGAUUGGCAUCCAGGAGUGCCAGCACCAGUUCAGAGGCCGACGCUGGAACUGCACUACAGUCAAUGACAAUCUGGCCAUUUUUGGGCCAGUUUUAGAUAAAGCCACUCGGGAGUCAGCAUUUGUUCAUGCUAUUGCGUCGGCGGGAGUGGCAUUUGCAGUGACCCGUGCCUGCGCUGAAGGUUCAGCCACCAUCUGCGGAUGUGACACACGCCACAAGGGCCCCCCUGGUGAGGGAUGGAAGUGGGGUGGCUGCAGCGAGGAUGUGGAAUUCGGGAGCAUGGUGUCCCGGGAGUUUGCUGAUGCGAGGGAGAAUCGCCCUGAUGCACGCUCAGCCAUGAAUCGACAUAACAAUGAGGCAGGGAGAAUGUCCCUCAACGACAACAUGUUCCUGAAGUGUAAGUGCCACGGGCUGUCGGGCAGCUGCGAGGUCAAGACGUGCUGGUGGUCUCAGCCCGACUUCCGAGUUAUUGGCGACUACAUGAAGGACAAGUACGACAGCGCAUCAGAGAUGGUGGUGGAGAAACAUAAGGAGUCCCGUGGAUGGGUGGAGACCCUGAGGCCCAAAUACAACUACUUCAAACCCCCCACAGAGCGCGACCUGGUUUACUACGAAAGCUCACCCAAUUUCUGCGACCCCAAUCCAGAGACUGGCUCCUUCGGCACCCGCGAUCGCAUCUGCAACCUAACAUCCCACGGCAUCGACGGGUGUGACCUGCUCUGUUGCGGCAGAGGUCACAACACCAGGACUGAGAAGAGAAAGGAGAAGUGUCACUGUAUUUUCCACUGGUGCUGCUACGUCAGGUGUCAGGAGUGUGUGAGAGUCUACGAUGUGCACACCUGCAAAUAAGGAUGUCGGGCUCUCACCUCUUCUCACCAAAACUUUAGGGCUUCAGUAGGCAGAAGAACAAAUACAGCAACUUAUCUACAAGAUAUGAGAGACUAUAAAGCUGUCCGACCUGUCCACGGACUCCAGUGGCAGACAUAACAACUGUUCUGUGCUAAAAAGAGCCAGUCUCUGCCUUGAUCAACUGAAACGGUUGAGUAGAUGUUGACAUCACAAAGCAUCAUCCGUAUGAACUGUGAUGAUGGUGAUGAUGACAACAAUGUUGAUAUCUCUAGCGAUUGUGAAAGAGUUUUCAUGUACUGACUUAGGAAAAGAGAACUGUCGGCUAAUUGACAAACACCAUAUUGGUGUUAUUUUUUUUUUCUUUCUGUGUUCCAAGUAGUUACCUUUGUUGAGAAUAGUACAGCACUGGCAAUGCUUUCAAGUCUAUGGGGCAAACAAUGAACGUGUCACAUUUUCUUCAAUGUUUAAUAAUUUUUUUGCCAUAAAAGUGAUAACAUUUAUGAGCGAUUUACACGAUCAGACACUCAACAGCAUGCAUUCUCCUCAACAUUAUUAGUAUGUAUGUGUAUAUCUGAAAACUAACAUUAUCAUUGUGUGAAUGAGUUUUUUUAUAGUGUUAAUAUGUUACUGAUGUUUGGGUAAGAAUGCACUUGCACCUGCGUGAAUGUAGUUAUUAUGCUGCAAUGUGUUUACAUAUUCUCAAAUUCUUAAGCUAACGAGUUAAUAUCUGCUUUAAAUGACUAAUUUUAUAUUGAGAGUUGACAUGAGCCACACCAACCGAACAUCGGCAAAACAAGAAAAUACACAGUCUGCACAUUUCCUGAAACACCUGAAAACACUGGAAGCUUUUUUUCUUAAGAGUAACCAUGCUUUGAACAACAUCGAUAGUUAUGACCAAAGAACAGAGAACGCCGCUGUAAGUCUACGGUGGUCAGAGAGCUGUAAAUUAAUCUGAAAGGUCAGCACUUGUGUCCCGUUGAGAAAUAUGAAGCAUGUUCUCCUUGUUUUUAUCAGUAUUAGCAAAGUCUCAUGUGACUGGGUAUGGGGAAAGCUGUUAUUUAUAAAAAGGGAUAUUCCCACUAUAUUUUUGUUUCAUUUACACACAAUAUUAUUUUAUUUUCAUAUUUGAUGAGAUACAGGUUAAUUCAGUACUCCCUGGUAAAAUAAAACACAAAUGGCAAACACACUGCAAACUAAGCUGUAUCAUAUGAGCUCUGUAUAAUGCAGUAUAAUUUGCAGUUGUGGUAAAAUGAUGACCAAAACCUGUCCAUGCAGCCUGGUCUCCUAAACAUUACAUUCCCAUGCAAUGAAACGACAUGUCAAUAAUGUUUAAAGAGAAUCAUUAUUCUUCCUGGAUUAUAUUUGUUCUUGGUGUAUGACAAAAAUGUUUCUAAUCAAAGUCUGUUGCCCCCAGAGGGAGGGGUUUUAGCUGUUUUUCACUUGUUUGCGUCCCAUGUGAAAUCAUAAGUCAAUUUGUGACUUAUUUUUGUAACAAACGUCCUUACUGUAACCCAAACUGAGAUCUUUUACUAAACAUAACCAAGUAGUUUUGGUGUAAACCCAACCAAACUGUGACUUUAAUAUUAACCACAUGUUUAAACUGCAACUGUAAUCCAGGAGAAAAUAAGUUUCCCUCAAAAUGUAAUUGAGAAUACAGUUUUGUUGUUUUUUGAACAUAAUUUUUAGGAGACAGGGUUGGUGCAUGAGAUGAUUCUCAGCUGUGGCUUCUUGUUCUCCAAACUAAAUAACAAGCAGCAUCACUGAAACUAUCAAUACUCCCCUUAUUUUAAUGCUGCUAAGUAAAGAUAAUAUUUGUGCGUCUAUGUGUGUGUAUGUGUGUGUUUGUUUGUGUGUGUUUAGGUCCUUACAUACAGUAUGUAUUUGUGUUAUGUGUAUAUUCUUGCAUGUAUUUGAUUCUUUCUGUGAAAGAAAUCUAUUAUAUGUAGUUUGGAAAAAUGUGAAGUUUUUGACUAAUUUUUGCAUACAUUAAUUCCCAUUUUAACCAAAUAGACCAAAAUAGAGUUUAUGUUAUUUUAGUUGCCUAUGGUUUUGUAGUCAUGCUAAACAUCAGGGCAGAAUGAUUCAUGUUGCUCUCCCUUAAUUUGAGAAGAAAUAAAAUAGUAUUUAUUUAUUUGGAAAGUGAAAAACUACUGAAAGCUGAGACAAGUAACACAAUGUGUAUGAAAAAAUGUGCAUUUUACUGAUAGCCUCGACUAUAAGAAGAUGUGUAAAGUCACAGAUGAAUUAUUGUUUACAGCCAAUGUAAUGCUAUGUCUCAGGCAUGUAUAGUUCUCAGAUUUUAAUCAAAAAACGCCCACCCAUGAUUACUUUUCAUCCUGACUGAAAAUAUUAAUGUGCAGCCAUAACCAGUUUCACAGUUAAAGUCAUCUUUAAUAAACUAUACAGCGACCAUGAUCAGUACAAGAUCUGUUAUUUUGAUUUAUUACUGUACACUUUAUAUGUGAUUGAUUGCUUGGGUGGACAAUUUGCUUAUGUUCUAAUUUUUUUGUCAAGUCUUUAAAUCCAAAGUUUUGUACAAACUAGUUUUUGCCUUUGUAUGGAUUCCUAAAAUUUGAUGUUUUUUAUAAUUAUUUAUUUCAUGCUAUGUACAUAUUAGUAAGUAAAAGUAUAUAUUUGCAGACAUACUUUUUUUUGUUGAAACAGUGUUGUGACUUGUAACGCUGUAGCCUUUUUACCUCAUCUCUGUUUUUUCACUGACUGCACACAGGUACCGUUUGUCUUACUGCCUGUAGUAGAUUUCUAAAGUUAACUCUGUAACACCAAAAUAAAGCAACAUAA
Centropristis striata (black sea bass) is the source of this 4176-nucleotide messenger RNA. It is a transcript of the gene wnt3a, whose product is annotated as wingless-type MMTV integration site family, member 3A. Gene Ontology annotation, molecular function: frizzled binding; cytokine activity. Lineage: Eukaryota; Metazoa; Chordata; Actinopteri; Perciformes; Serranidae. Gene Ontology annotation, biological process: neuron differentiation; canonical Wnt signaling pathway; multicellular organism development. The transcript has 4 exons. Gene Ontology annotation, cellular component: extracellular region. The record is from RefSeq and is a predicted model, not a curated record. Bases 319 to 1377 code for a protein of 352 amino acids.